AUGGCAACCGAUCCUCGUACCCGUCCAGAGAAAACCGGUCGUGCACGUCUCUCAGGCACCGGGCAUGCACAGCCCGAGCCCGAGGGUGCGGGGGGGAGGGCAACCGAGGAGGCGAUCUCGGCAGAAGCACUCCUCCAACUCCGACGCAAGCAGGUCGCGAACGAUCCGUGGUCCAAAGUCCCAGACGAGGACGCGUUGGAGGACAACAGUUGGCUGCAGGAGGCGUUGGGGUCAGCGCGGUAUCCCUUGAGAAGCCGGAGGGGGAGAGCAGAAGCCCACGGUCCGGUGAAGCAGAAGGGGAGCGCGGCGACGACAAAGAGCGCGGUGCACCCAGCCGCCGUUGCGAAAAAGCCUGGAGUCCCCUCGUCCCUGCUAGGGAUCACUCCCGAGGAGAUGGAACGGCGGGUCAAACGGUCCAGCCGGUGGUUGGACCCGAUGGGAGAUAUCCCGGGGUUCGACAACAAAGAUGAUUGGUACGACCAGGUGCCGGUGGACGUGUCCGAGGGCUGGAGGGAGGUGCUCGAAAAGAAAGGGCUGCCCCGCAGAGACUACGACUCGAUGCAGGCAGCUAUGGCGGUGCGUCACUGGUGGAUCAACCUGGGGCCCGGCGAGAUAGCCCACACGUAUGGGGGGCCUCGGCUUCAGCUGCUUCAUGCCCAGAGGACGCGCGAGGAGAGCCCGGACAGAACCGAGACGCGUGGAGAGUCUCAGUGGGAGAGUAAGGCGUGCAGCUCCGGUGAGACGGUGUCCGGACUGCCGCGGACGGCACAAGGCCCGCCGGCACCAGAGGAAGGAGCCGGGGGGGAGCCUACCGCAAAGCAGAGACUGAGCACACCGGCCACCGAGGGGCGGAGUCAAGCUGGGAAUGAGCAGACGUCGCCGGUGAAGGAGUCAGCCCCUGCCGAGGAGAUGGAGGUGGAGACCCCGAGAGAGGGGCAGGCGCAAGCGGAGCCGGAGGGCGAAAACCCGGGUGGAGAUUAG
Molecule: messenger RNA, 981 nt
Organism: Klebsormidium nitens
Lineage: Eukaryota; Viridiplantae; Streptophyta; Klebsormidiophyceae; Klebsormidiales; Klebsormidiaceae
Source: the annotation of a GenBank genome assembly